Molecule: messenger RNA, 2817 nt
Organism: Coccomyxa subellipsoidea C-169
Lineage: Eukaryota; Viridiplantae; Chlorophyta; Trebouxiophyceae; Coccomyxaceae
Product: ARM repeat-containing protein
Exons: 14
Coding region: 1-2817 (938 amino acids)
Biological process (GO): protein import into nucleus
Cellular component (GO): cytosol; nuclear envelope
Molecular function (GO): small GTPase binding
Source: RefSeq, a predicted model, not a curated record
AUGGAAGAUCAGUCGUCUCAAAUAGGGCGUGUGCUCAGUGCAGCGCUCGAUGCAAAUCCAGAAGUCCGUCAGAAAGGAGAAGCUCUCAUCAAGUCGUUGUCACUGCACCCUGGUUUCGGCCAUGCGCUUGUCCAAGCGUCCCUACGACAGGAAUUUCCCAUCGGUUUGCGCCAGAUGGCAGCCGUGUUGCUGAAGCAAUUCAUCAAAGCUCACUGGACGCCAGAAGCCAAGCACUUUGAGGAGCCAGUGGUGGGGGAUGAAGAGAAGGCAGCCAUCAGGCGAGACCUGGUGGCAGGAUUGGGGGACUCUGACAGCCGGAUGAGGGCUGCAGUGGGCAUGGCAGUAGCAGGCAUCGCAAAGUGGGACGUUCCCGCAGCCUGGCCGCAGUUACUAGGUCAGCUGGUCACGGUGAUCAGCGAGCGGAAGGACCAGCGCGCUGUGCAUGGUGCUGUAAGGUGCCUGUCGAUGUUUGUGGACGAGCUAGAAGACAAGCAGGUCCUGCAGGCGACGCUGUUCCCUGCCCUGCUUGCGAUUGUUAAUAGCCCGUCAGAGUAUGGGGCCAGCGUGCGGAGGCGUGCCCUCCAGAUAGUGCACAGCAUGGCAGUCAUGCUGGCGGGUGUGCAGAGUAGCGCUGACAAGGAGAGCAGCAAGGCAAUCGGCGCCCUGCUGGACGCCUGGUUCCAACCCUUCUGCGUCAUGCUCAGCCAGCCCACCACCGCGCAUGAUGUGGGCGGUUGGGGAGUGAAGCUGGAGGUUCUGCGGCUGCUGGUUGCGCUGACCACGAACUGGCGCAGGGUGGUGCAACCGCACAUGCCCGCGCUGCUGCAGCACUGCUGGACUCUGAUGCACAGCUGCUUCCCCAUCUACCUCACUGCUGUUGUCCUGCACCAGGAUGAUAUCGAUGAAGGCCUGGCAGACUCAGAUGGGGAUGUGGUGGAGUUUGAGGUGCUCAUUUCACAGAUGUUCGAAUUCAUACUCACGCUCGUGGGCAACAGCAAGUUCCUGCCGCUGCUGGAACCCGUGCUGCCAGAGCUGGCCUACAUGACAAUAGGCUACAUGCAGAUGACGACGGACCAGGAGGAGAACUGGGCAGAGGACCCCAAUGUCUACGUGGCGGACGAGGAAGAUGACAUCUUCAGCGUGCGCACCAGCGGCGAGCUUGUGUUGGAGGAGGUUCUGCGCCAGGCAGACGGGGCGGCUGGGACGCUCGCCGGUGCCGUGCGGCGGCGGCUGGACGAGGCCGCCGCGGCCCAGGCGGCGGGCGAUGCCGGGUGGUGGCGGCUGCGAGAGGCGGCGCUGCUGGCGGUGGGGGCGGUGUCGGAUGCGCUGCUGGAGGCCCCAGGAGCCAGCGACGCCGACUUUGACCUGGGCAGCUUCCUGCAGAACGUGCUCGCGCAGGACCUGCAGGCGCCCGACCCACCGCCCUUCCUCGUCGGCCGCGCCCUCUGGGUCGCCUCCCGCCUGGCCCCAGCGCUUGGAGGGGAGCGGCUGGUGCAGUACCUGCAGGCGGCUGUGGACGUUCUGAAGAGCAGCAGCUUUGGAGCGGUGCAGGUCGGCGCAUGUCGAGCCAUCGUGUCACUGGUGCCCCGGGCGCCCGCGCCGGCGCUGCAGCCGCUGCUAGAUCCCAUUUAUGAAGGCACGGCUCCUUCCUCUCCCUGCGAGACGCUGCACAUGGUGCUGGAGGCGCUGGCGGCCGUGGUGGGCGCGGACGGGGGCGCGGGCGCGCGGUGGGAGCCGCGCCUGUCACCAGCCGUGCUGCAGCUGUGGGCGCAGCACGUCAAGGAUCCCCUGCUGUCCAUGGACGCCGUCGCCGUCAUCGAGGGCCUUGCCUCCAUCCCCGCCGCCCUCCCCAGCCUCCAGGAGCGGGCGCUGCCGCACCUGGUGGGCAUUCUGGGCGCGCCGGAGGCGGGCAACCCGACGCUAACAGAGGGCGCGCUCGACGUCACCUGCGCGCUGCUACGGCCGGCCGCGCCCGAGCAGGCGGCGCGCGUGCACUCGGCCGCGUCCGGGACCGUCAUGGCGCUCGUGCUGCGCGCAGACGACCCUGGCAUUCUGCAGUCCGCCUCCGAGAUCUUGGUGCGUAUCGGCGGUGAGGACCUGUUGAGCUGGGGCGGCGCGGAUCCCGCGCAGACGCUGCACGCGCUGCUACAGGCCGUCGCGCGGCUGCUGCACCCGGACGUCGGCGACUCACCCUCCCUCGGUGUUGGAGAGGUGAUAAGCACGAUGCUGCGCAAGAUGCCGGGGCGGCUGGCGGGCGCGAUGCCGGAGGUGCUGGCGGCUGUCGUAGCCAAGCUGGCGGCCGCACAAUCGUCGCCGCUCAUCACCUCGCUGCUCAUCGUCCUCGCGCAGCUCGCCCACGCCGACGCGCGCCAGCUCCUCGACUUCCUCGCCUCCCAGCCAGCUCCCGGUAUAUCUGCAGGGAACGCGCUGGAGAUGGUGAUGCGCAUUUGGACGGAGCGCCAGAUAGAGCUGCGCGGCGUGUACGAGAUCAACCUCACCUCCACCGCCCUGGCUGCCCUCCUCGCCUCAGGCCACCCUGCCCUGGCCGAAGCCAAGGCGCGCCGGACUCAUCCUGGCACCAACCUUCAUGGCGCCAUCCGGACGCGGUCGCGCGCGGCGACGCAGGCGGAGCAGUGGCAGGUCGUCAGCGCGCGAGUCAAGAUCUUCGCUCUGCUGGCCGACAUGCUCAUAGAAGCCCGGGAAGGUGCGCAUGUCCGUCACAGCCUGCUUAACUUUGGUUUUGGCACAGCAUGCCCCACAGUGCAUCUCUUCCCAGCUGGCAUUUUCAUGGUACUUUACCCCUGCGAAGGCCCAUGA